AUGGAGGUAGUCCGAGGUCUGUGGUCAGAGGCUGUAAAGGUAUAUCUCCAUCGGAAAUAUUUACUCAUAGGGGGGCCGUUCCAGACAAAAGCCAUGUACCCCGAUUGGGUUGUGUGGCUUUACACUAAUCCUCGCGGCCGGGAAGAUGUCCUCUGCCCGCUCCUGCGCGAUUUCCCUCACUUGUACAUCUGUGACGUCACCAACUUGCCUUCGCUUGGAAAUGUGACGUCAAUACACAACAUGGUGUGGAGAGCGCUGCCCCUUGGCGACGAAAGGGUCUCCGCGUUCUUCGUCCGAGACUCAGAUUCGAUCCUCCUGGAACGAGGCGCUGCGGCCGUGAGGGAAUGGAUGGCGGGGAACAAGAGCUUCCACCUGCUGAGGGACCAUCCGUACCAUGGAAUUCCCAUCAUGGGAGGGCUGUGGGCGCCCGCUGGGACUUCGAGACGCCUUCUACAGAAAGUGUUGUACCCGAAGACGAAAGGUGAUGCGAUGUCCCACGACAGUUACUUCUGCCAGCGCUUCCCAGAUGGCUUCAGACCUUUCCCGAUCCAGCGUGAGAACGGCCAUUUCAUAGGGAAUGUCAUGGAUGUAGAGAUCGACCCUAUGUUUGCUAAUCAACCCUGUCCAGUGGCCUGCCGUCCAAAGGAUCAUCAGGACUGGACCUACUGCUAACCAUCGCCGCUGAAGACCUUAGUUGUAGACGUGGCAGAUAAUGUUAAAUAAUCCGUUACUGCUGACUCAGUCUUUCGUUAGUUGCUGUCGCGACAGGCAAUAGCAACGCGAAUGAAAUUUGUGGCACUUUCUAGCAUCCUAACAAUUUUUUUGUCAUUGGAAAUGAGGGCUAAUAUACCUAAUGUAGAGGAGAGGAAUCAUUGGGCAUUAUAUAUCAUUUAUAGAAAAUAUGUAUGGCAAAUAAAGCACCAGAUUGGAUAACAUACAAAUCCUCAGUGACCAUCUUGAGUUGCUGAUAUGAUCAUUUUUGCUCGCAACCAAUUUUCUUUGUUGCAGAUAUGUGAAUCACAACAUAAUUAAUGCAACAAAACAAAGCAAGGUCCACCAAUAUUUAAAAAAAACAAACAUGAAUAACAAUCAAUUAUUGUCACUUCGGAAUAUCGUUAUUAAAAACGAAAACUAUGGUUGUUGCUCGCACCAUAAAUAUUCUUGUUGGCACUCGAUCGCAUACAAUAUUUAUCCUCCCAUGUAACUCCGUUUUCAUUUACGAUUUUUCGAAAUUAUUCGAGCAAUUAGAAUGAGGAUUAUCUCAUGAAUCUGCCUUCUCCUGUUAAAAAAAAUUGAGGCUAAUUGUAACAUAAAGAAGGUCACUGUUAUGAUGAUUAGUGAUGACAAUGUUUCUAGGGUUAAAUGGCCUUUAGGUGUUGUCGUGGAAACAUUGUCCCUGGCAGUGAUGGAACGUGUUAGUGUUAAAACUGCCAAGGGUUUAUACAAAGCCAGUCCAGCUUUUGUAUGAUCUAGAAAUUGUUGAUUCUAAGGAAUCCAGUGAUUCUGAGAUUGACUCUUAUGACGCCUUUGUUGCUCCUACAUUAGGAUCUGAAGGUGAAAUCCUCCUAUAGUCCAGGAUGACUCUGCUUCUACUCCUAAAAUUACCGCUCCAAAUAUAGGUCAAGAAGGAGAUGAAGAGGUUUCAAAAAUCCUUGUUCUUACCCUUUCACCUGGAAAUGCAGGAAAUGAUUCUCGUGCUUCAACUGUUUCUAAUGAAGCACAAAAUGUUUUGGACAUUCCUGUUGACGUUAGUGAAGCUAAUCCCGUUCUUAGUGAUUUGUGAAUCAGUUUUAUUUAAUUCACAGAUAUCAGUUUGGUUCCCUUGUAACAAAGUAUUCAUUGUUCUUUCCUUGCAUUAAAGCAUAGGCAAUUUGUAAUUCCAUAUUACAGAAUUUGAAAUUUUGCAUUAUUGUUCUCUUUGUAUUCUGUAGUAAUUGCAGUCUUUGAUUUUAAGCAUUGUAUGUU
Messenger RNA from Penaeus vannamei (Pacific white shrimp), 1965 nucleotides. Lineage: Eukaryota; Metazoa; Arthropoda; Malacostraca; Decapoda; Penaeidae. The record is from RefSeq and is a predicted model, not a curated record.